Anneissia japonica is the source of this 3877-nucleotide messenger RNA. RefSeq lists its product as uncharacterized. Bases 2789 to 3877 code for a protein of 362 amino acids. The transcript is spliced from 2 exons. The record is from RefSeq and is a predicted model, not a curated record. Gene Ontology annotation, biological process: DNA integration. NCBI's taxonomy places the organism in Eukaryota, Metazoa, Echinodermata, Crinoidea, Comatulida, Comatulidae. Gene Ontology annotation, molecular function: nucleic acid binding.
CUUUCCUUUUCUACUCUUGUUUUGGCAAGAACAAAGACAAGACGUACCGAAAACUAGCAGCCGUGUCCAUUUGAAAAUCUACUGUAGCUACCGUUUUUCAGAUAAAGAAUUGAAUGGUGUUUAUUAAAACUCUCAUACAUUAAGACCGGUUGUGAUUGUAUACUUUUCUCUCCGUCUGCCUCGCCACAAUUCAAUUUACUACGUAAUCAACUGAGGAGUAGUGAUGGAUGAAAAGAAACUGAAGCGAUGGCCAGAUUUACCAGACAGAAACGGGCAAUGGAAAGCCUAAUCGACAAUGAUGAACCUGUUGAAGAGAUCAGAACUGAGUUUGGGAAUCGGUAUCGGUGUUCCAGAGAUAGCUAAUGUUCAGAAAGCUAAUAAAGGAGUGGUAAAGAAAUUGGAACGUGUGUUAGGUUGUCCACUGAGCAGAGGAGAUGGUGCUGUAGAUAUGUUAAUAGGCGUGGAUUACCCGUUCAUGCAUAUCGGUGAAACACAACAAGUAGAUCGUUACCUAUUAAGGAAGUCGCCCUUGGGCUGGGUUGCGUUUGGAUCUAACAGUCAAAAGAAACAACCAGGCCUGACAGUACUUCAUGUAAAUGUCACACAGAAGACAGACCUCACACGAUUCUGGACCACAGAAGAAAUGGGUGUCAAGAUACCAAACUGUACUUGCACACCAAAAGAUGAUUUGAAGUUGACUCCUGUUGAACGAGUACAAUUUGAUGACAUGUGGUAGUCGUGCGAAAAAAAUCAAAGACAAAUGGCAUAUACCGUAUCCGUGGAGACGAAACCCAACUGAGCUUAUUGACAAUAAAGUGCUUGCUGAGAGAAUGUUAGCCUCUACUGAGAAACAACUCAUGAAGAAUCCAGAUCAUGUGAAAGGAUACCAACAACAGAUGGAAGAAAUGAAAAAACUUGGAUUCUCCAGAAAACUGACAGAUGAAGAAAUUGCCAAGUAUAAGGGACCUGUAUGCUAUAUACCACACCACGCAGUUGUCCGACCAGAGAAAAAAUCUACACCGGUAAGGAUUGUCUUUAAUCCUCUAAAUUCCAUGGCCAGUCCCUUAAUGAGUUUUGGGGAGAAAGGACCUGACCUUCUGAACAGUCUAUUUGGAGUGUUACUGCGGUUUAGACAACAGAAGAUUGCAUAGCUGCCGACAUUUCCAAAAUGUAUCAUCGUAUAGCGAUUCCUGAAACAGAUCAGCAUGUUCACAGAUUCUUGUGGCGUGAUUUUGACCAACGCAAGAAACCAGACGUCUAUGUGAAAACCAAUGUAACGUUCGUUGACAAGUCUGCCCCAGCGAUGGCUCAAGUUGCAUUACGAAAAACGGCCAAGGUGAAUGAAGAAACCUACCCGGUAGCCGCCAAAAUUAUUGAAAACGACAGCUAUAUGGAUGACAUACUGACUUCUGUACCAGAUGUGAACACAGCCGAGAGUUUAACCAAAGAAAUAGACACUGUUCUAGAAAGUGGAUUUAAGAAUGGGUAUCGAAUGGAAAACCUAACAAUCCAGACAUUAACCAGCAACCUGACAACAAACCUGUGACUGAUUCAUCUGAACAGAAAGUGUUAGGUGUAGUUUGGAAUCCUAACAGUGACCUAAUACUGUAUAAAGUCAAACCAGCCAAAUUCCACGAGAAGUCAUUAACUAAGAGAAUGGUACUCUGUGAAAUUGCCACUAAGGGUCUUUGAUCCGAUUGGAUUUGCAACUGCGUUUCUCAUCAAUGGAAAGAUUAUGAUGCAAAAACUAUGGCAGCGAGGGUAUGGUUGGGAUGAUGAUUUAGCUGAAGUUGAGAAAGCUGAAUGGAGAAAGAUUUUCAAAGAACUGCAAGAAUUAGAUGGUACUUCAUUCCCGAGAUGUCUAUUACCAGUCCAUUCAAGUAAAGCAGCUGAACUGAUUAUUUUCUGUGACGCCUCCGAAGAUGCAUUCAGCACAGUAGCAUACACGAGAUGGGAAAACUUUAAUGGUGAUGUUGGAGUGGAUUCAUUUCAGCCAAGUCCCGAGUAGCUCCAGUAAAACACCUAUCUAUGCCUCGUUUAGAGUUACAAGCUGCUGUUAUGGCAUCGAGACCGUAUGCUACACUUAAGGAAGAGAUGUCUCUGAAAUUUGAUAGAGUUAUAUUCUUUUCGGAGAGUAUCAUCGCUUUGUCAUGGAUACGGGGUCAGUCUAGACUCUACAAGUCAUUUGUGGCUAACAAAGUUGCUGAAAUUCAGAACAAAACCGAUCCGGCAGACUGGCGUCAUAUACCUGGAGAACAUAACAUUGCCGACCAAGUGUCCAGAGGGAUUAAAGUCAAAGAUUUGGAACAUGACUGGAAGAAUGGACCUGCUUUUCUGAAGCUUCCAGAAGAACAAUGGCCGAAAUCUAUUCCGAAGGCAGAUGUCAAAGAACUUGACAAAGAAAAGAAGAAGGAAAAAACCAUUUUGAUAGUUAAUGCAGAAGACAAGAAGGCCAUCGACUGUAAGAAAUAUUCUAGUUGGAGAAAGCUAAUACGAUUUACAGCGUACGUGUUUAGAUUUAUCUCUAAUAUGAAAGCUAAGUGCAGAGUAGAAGAUGGAUCACUGUCAACCAAUGAGUUAUCCAUUGCUGAAGGCUAUUGGAUAUUCGAAGCUCAAAAACAUAUCCAUGGUAAAGUUUAAAGGGGUGAAUUUAAAUCAUUAAGUCCCUUUGUGAAAGAUAAUCUGAUACAUGUGGGUGGAAGAGCUCAUAAUGGAACAUUGUCAUAUGAACAACGACAUCCUGUGUUACUACCUAGAGAUGACCACAUCUCAUACUUGAUAACCAGAGAUGUACAUGAAUGAGGACAUUAUGGAAUUGCUGCAGUUACUAUUCAAAUAUUGGAUAGUAGGAGUUACCAGCCUUGCUAAGACAGUGAAAUUCCGAUGUGUGAAAUGCAGAAAGUUUAAUCACCGUGUUGAAACACAAUUGAUGGUGGAACUGCCUGCAGAAAGGAUGGCUUCGUUUACACCACCGUUUUAUUACAUUGCAUGUGACUACUUUGGCCCAUAUAAUGUCAAAAUAGGAAGACGUAAGACAGCAAAACACUACGGUGUUAUAUUUACAUGCCUGAAUACCCGAGCAGUACACAUAGAAGUCGUCACUGAUUGUUCAACGAUGGAGUUCAUGCAAGUACUUAGACGUUUCUUCGCAAUCAGAGGGAAGCCGAAGAUGAUACCAAGCGACAACGGUACACAGUUUAUUGGUGCUGAAAGGCAGCUGAGAGAAAUGAUUCGAGGUUGGACUAAGAGGGAACUAACAGAGUUUUGUGCCGAACAGGAAGUUACGUGGAAAUUUAUCACACCGCUUGCUCCUCAUCAGAAUGGAUGUGCAGAAACGUUGGUGAAAAGCUGUAAGUUAGCGCUGAAGAAAGCCGUAGGUGAACAGAAACUAACACCGUUUGAACUUCAUACCUGUUUCCAGGAGAUAGCUAACCUUGUAAAUGAACGACCGAUUGGGCGUAUACCAAAUGAUCCAGAUGACGGUAAAUACGUCUGUCCCAAUGACAUUCUGUUAGGACGUGCAUCCAGUAGAGUACCGCAAGGACCAUUCCGUCCAAGCAAGAACCCAAGAGACCGACUUGAAUUUGUACAGCAGAUAGUUGACACGUUUUGGAAGCGAUGGUCGAGAGACGUCUUUCCAUUGUUGGUGCCUCGACGUAAAUGGAAUGUAGACAAACGAAAUACUAAAGUCGAUGAUGUUGUUAUACUAGCUGAUCCGAACGCGAUCCGUGGAAAAUGGAAUAUAGGACGCAUAUCUGAAGUGUAUCCCGGACCUGAUGGAAGAGUUCGAAAUGUUAGAGUGAAGACUUCGAAUGGACACUUUAGUAGACCAGUCAAUAAGAUUGUUGUAAUUUACCCUGUAGAGGGCUAUGAGUAA